AUGGGGACCGUUAACGGUGGAACCAUUAUCAGCUUCACUCCUAACCCUCCUUCUUUACACGCCGUAACCAGCCGAAUGCCUUCGCAUCAUCCUACGGGUUGUGCAAACUUUACCUUUCAAAUUCCUUCAAGUUGUAUUCAUGUUCAUAUUAAAAAAUAUUAUUUAAUGAACAGGAAUACUAACUCUGCUGAAAGACGAGCCAACCACAACGCUGUCGAACGGGCACGACGGGAAUGUUUAAAUACCAAAUUUCAAGAGCUUGCCCAUGCAUUACCUUCCUUAGCGCAAGUUCGUAGGCCUUCAAAGUCAAUAAUUGUGCAGAAGUCAUUAGAUUUUAUCUAUACAUCUCGUCAAAAAGAUGAUCUGCACGAUAAAGAGAUGCGAAGCAUUCGAAGUGAAAACGAAUCACUGCGUGAGGAGGUUAACAGACUAAGAGAACAAUUAGGCCUAGAACCUCUACCACCUCGCGAGGAAUCUAAGCCAAUACCUCAACAAAUUGAUGAAAUUAUAGAGGACACCAACACCAGCACAAAUUCGAAUUCCCCUGAAAUAAAAAUUGAAGCUGAUAAUAAUCCUACCACCACCAAUGCGCAGGAGUCGGCAAGUUCCUCCGUUACUCAUAUUAAAUCAGAAGAUUCACGCUCUGACGAUGAUAGCAACGGGAACACCGAUGAUGAUUACGAUUUGGACCAUUCAGAUCUGAUAGAUGCUAAGGUUAAUACAGAGAACAAUCAAUUAAUUGAAAACCAACAAUGUUUAUAUGACCAUCCAAAUUUGAACCAUCAUGCUGAUUAUUCAACACCAGGAUUUGAGUUCACUAUGGAUAUGACAUCAAUAGAUCACAGCAUUUAUUUUGAUCAUGAUCAAUUAGUAACAAAUGAUAUGGAUUCAUUUUGCCAUCCAUUUCAACAAAAAUUUUAUCCAUCUCCACCAGCGACGACAAUGCUAGAUCUUACUGGACAGAUACCGGGCUUUCCCAUGAAUACUGAAAGUUCACAUGAACUUUUGGCUUAG
Messenger RNA from Dentiscutata erythropus, 1014 nucleotides. The record is from the annotation of a GenBank genome assembly. NCBI's taxonomy places the organism in Eukaryota, Fungi, Glomeromycota, Glomeromycetes, Diversisporales, Gigasporaceae.